Molecule: messenger RNA, 783 nt
Organism: Penicillium malachiteum
Lineage: Eukaryota; Fungi; Ascomycota; Eurotiomycetes; Eurotiales; Aspergillaceae
Product: DUF3716 domain-containing protein
Exons: 3
Coding region: 1-783 (260 amino acids)
Source: RefSeq, a predicted model, not a curated record
AUGUCCGACCGCGCCCGUCAACUCGGCUUGACUGAGUGGGGCAACCCCGUCACCACCACCUGGACCAGCGACUUUGCAUGGGCCUUGUUGCAGGCUCGAGCUCACCGAAACGUGAACUGGAGAGUCCGCCGCCGGGCUCAUGCAAGGUCGAACCCAAGGUGGUCCAACCCUAACCGGCCAGGGUACGCCGCAUAUGCCCAGCAGGCGGGAACUGAUGCCCCGCCUGGCCAGGAGUGCACUCGGUGCGCCCGCGGCCGCGCUGCCUUUGGCACGUGUGCAGUGUUGGUCUUUGAUGGCGAUAUUGCAUACAACGGUAGUUGCAUCGCCUGUGGAUACGGCGAUGUUGCAAACCAGUGUUCUCACCGGAGCCAACUACCGCAAUACGUCUAUGAUCUGGUGGCCGCUGAGAAUCCAGAUCAUCCCAUCCUGCAGCUGCCGGCAAAUGCAGCCCUGGCGCGGACGACGGCCCAGCCCGCGAACCAGACAGUAAUGGAGUAUGAUGCUCCCGGGUCCGAUCCCUUUGUCGACCAUUCCGAAGCCUUUGUCGACCAAGCUGAGCUCGAGUCUCUGUUGCUCUCGAGUGACAGUUCCUCUCUGAGCUCGCUUGGUGCGACCCCGAAUUCGGCCGCCGAUUCAGAAAGCUCCCAGAGAACGGCGCAGCAACCCCUCCUGGUCAUAAGUGAUGAUAGUAGCUCUCUGAGCACUAUUAGCACUCCGACCCCGAAUUCGGGAGGUGAGGAAGAACCAACAGAGUUCUAUUUCGGUCCAUGGGGCUCCUUUUAG